This is a messenger RNA of Talpa occidentalis (Iberian mole), 3202 nucleotides long. RefSeq names its product centriole, cilia and spindle associated protein (gene CCSAP). The transcript is spliced from 3 exons. The coding region runs from base 7 to 807 and encodes 266 amino acids. Gene Ontology annotation, biological process: regulation of mitotic spindle assembly. The record is from RefSeq and is a predicted model, not a curated record. Gene Ontology annotation, cellular component: axon; ciliary transition zone; axoneme. Gene Ontology annotation, molecular function: microtubule binding. Lineage: Eukaryota; Metazoa; Chordata; Mammalia; Eulipotyphla; Talpidae.
GGCACCAUGGCCCCGGGCAGCGGCGUCAAGAGCGAGUACAUGAAGCGCUACCAGCAGCCGCGCUGGGACGAGUGCGGACCGUGCUACCGGGAGCUGCUGCGCUACCGUCUGGGCCGCCGGCUGCUGGAGCAGGCGCACGCGCCCUGGCUCUGGGACGACUGGGGCCCGGCGGGCGCGGCGGACGACUCGGCGUCGUCGGCGUCGUCCGGCCCCGGGGGCCCCGCGCCCCAGUGCGCCCGGGGCUCGUCGCCGCCGCCCGCGGAGCCCGCGGCGCGGGAGGGGCCGGAAUCCCCGGCGCUCGGGACCUCGGCGGAGCGGAGCGCGGAGGCCGGUGACGCGGAGCGGGCGCAGGCGGCGGCUCCGCCAGCACUGCCAGCAACGGAUGUAAAAGAAAAACCUGAGCAACAGAUCAGAACAAAAGAGACUGACAAGUUACCCAAGGGGACCCAACCCCAACAACAACGUGCCUUAUUUGCUAGAGGAAGCAGAAAAACAGUCCAAAGUCCUCAAAGAUCAUCAAGUAAAAUAAAAGAAAAGCAUCCGUUUGCUCUUUAUGGGUGGGGAGAAAAACAGACUAAUACAGGAAGCCAAAAAACUCACAACGUGUGUGCGUCCGCCCCGGUGCAUGAGAUUCACGAAUCAGCUUUACGGGCCAAGAACAGAAGACAGGUGGAAAAAAGGAGACUGGUUGCCCACAGGCAGCGAGCCCAUUCUGUGGAUGUGGAGAAGAACAGAAAGGUAAAGGCUUCCUCCUCAGAGAACCCAUGGAUGACAGAGUACAUGAGAUGCUACUCAGCAAGAGCUUAAAGGAAGCAGCAGUUGCCUGGACAGCAUUUUUUUUUUUAGAAAGUACAAAGGAAAGGAAAACAAAAACCAUCAAAAGAAACUGGACACAGAUUAAGAAACCAGCUGAUGAAACGAGGUUUUUCUUAGGGAAUUUACAAAAGAUUGUUCUAUUUUGAUGAAUCCUGGUCACCUACCUCAGCAGUAGGGCGAUGGUUGAAGCCAUAGACAUUUGGUUAUUUAUGAAGAUAAUUCCCUAAAUCUUUGAUAAUCUUAUAAGGAUUUUGUUUUAAAGCAUCUUAAUCUUUUCAGAUAACUGACACCAAAUGCCUUUAAAUGGCUAGAGAUGCUUGACUUUCAGUAUUCUUAAGUUUAGGCAGAGCCUGUUCUCAUCCUAUUCUGAAAAACUUUUCAGAUUCCAUACCAGUAAUCAUUCCCCCUUGCAGCAUAAACUUCCUCAUGUGCAGUUUUCUUUGUGAGAGAAUAUUCAGUCACAAGUGAGUUUUACACUAAUAUUCCAUGUGUAGUGAAACUAGAACUUUGGUAGUUCUUGAAAAUCUAACUUGUAUUUCAGUUCAGCACUUCAUUUCGACUAUGAUAUUUAAGAUUAUCUGUGCUGGGUAGGGUUAUCGUCUCUCUUGAAAUGAUCAUCUAGGCACUUAUUAUUUAAUAAUUUAAUAGUUCAGAUGCAUUCCAAUAAAUGAAGUGCUAGUGCAGUGUGUGUAGAGUAGUCCUGAUGUUUCUUUGGAGCCCAAGACUGCCACUUUUUUUUUUAUUACAAGAUUGUCUUUAGAACUUGGUGGAGGAUCGGUCACUCAGCUGUAGACUGGCCUUUGGGUGCGCAUGCCUGGCGGACUUCUGCCUCUCCUGACGUAGUUGGCAAUGUCAUUUAGAACUUAUUCUCUGAAAUUUCAUAUACUAAAUUGAGAUUGUCUUGCUCAUUGGGGGUAGGAGGCAAAUAUUAAGAUACCCAUAAGAGAUGUAACUCACUACUUUUUUCAGCACUUGCUAAUCACAAAGCCGGAUGAUGUACAUUCAUCAGACUUUAGGUGGAAAUCCGUUACUCCUGGAUUCCCAGCCAGUAGGUUUUUAUUGAAUUUAGUGAGAGAGAAUGAAUGAUGGUUUGUGUGCAGGUACAAAUGUAAGUGUGCAAAUGGCAUGAUCUCUCUCUUCAGUGUAUUGGUUUUUGGGGUAGAGAGCAGCCUUAGGAAUCACUGUUUUCUUAAGGAACAAAGCUGGUAUUUGCAGGAAGGGUGAGUGCUCCUUUCUUCAUAUGAGAGAAGAGUGGCACUUUGCUUGCUUAGCACCUGGAGAUGUGUGAAUGAGAAUUUGGUGUUGGGUAUGAGGAUGAACAUUUCCUUGAUAUUUGUACUCUGGGUCAUUGAAGUAUUAUGGUCUGUUUUUAGAACACAAAUGUGUUUUAUUCCACAUAAAAUCUUCACAUCGUAUCAUACAACUGUAUUAAGCUUUGAAAACUCAUCCUGAAGAAAUAAGAGUUUUUUUUAAAAGGACUUUUUAAAGAUCUGCAUUAAUAUGAGGUGAAUUGAGCUCUUCUGAUCUCUGAGGUGUGUAUUUAAUAAGGGGAAGUUCUAUAACUUGUCCACAGUAACCUUGCUAGGGAUUCUGGUGAAUUACGCUGUGAUUGUUAAUACAUUCCUUAAACAUUGCAGGUAUCUAAAGGUCAGAUUAAUGUGGCAAUUGUGAAGGUGUCACUGAUUGUGAAAAUUGUUCCUUGCAAAGCACUUCUUGUAUGUCAAGGUUUAGCCAUCAGUUCGGGUGUUCAUGUUGCAGCUGACAAUCUUAGGGAAGAGAGCCUGGGGGAGUAGCUUUGGCCCCUUGCUGACGGACCGCCUUAGAAACUCAACUUCCUCUAGACUCUGCACAAGCCAGACUCUCUCCUUUCGAAAACAUUUCACUUUUAAUGUGCUUACCACUGAAAACUCCAGAUGGAGAUCAAAUCUAGAAGGCAAUAUUGGCCACUUUCCUCAUUUUUUAGUAGAGGACAAACAAGAUUUCUAAAGUGCUUUUAAUGUGCAUGAAUAAUGAAUAAAUCCAUUGUGAGCCCACUCCUAUGUCGGAGUCUAGUUAGUUACGGUUUCUUUUCUUAUUUUUUUAGGGGUGAAAAUUACCUUUUGAGCUUAUACAAUUUUUAAAUUUGUAACAAUUUGAUGGUCCUACUCUUUCUCAUUUUAGAAAUGAAUGUGUUUGUAAUAAUGUUACUAAUUCUUCAGACAACUUGCAAGACCGUGAGAAAGCUUAAAAUACCUUCAAUGUUGAAAAGCUUGAAACUUCAAAAAUCCGGUGAUAUUUAAAAAAAUAGAAUAAAAUCAUUGCUACAUCAGAUUCUCUUUUAAAAAUUUGGUUUUAAGUUCUUAAUUAAAACAAUUUGCCACAAACAUGCUGUUUCUUUGUUACUUUU